Messenger RNA from Lactuca virosa, 2050 nucleotides. NCBI's taxonomy places the organism in Eukaryota, Viridiplantae, Streptophyta, Magnoliopsida, Asterales, Asteraceae. The record is from the annotation of a GenBank genome assembly.
AACACACAUACAUACACAUUACUAUUUACACAGAUCAUGGAAACCUAAUGAGACCCAAAAAGGCAAACCACCAUAAUAAGUAUAUACGAAGAUCUGGAUUCUGGAAGAGGAAUCAGUCAACACAACCUAAUCGACAUGAUGCGAUGCAAUCAAAUGCUUAGCGAUAUAGAUUUCCUCUAGUGUAUACUUUAUAAUUUUAUAUGUUUCUUGAUUCUUCAUCUCAUUGGGCCUUGCUUCUUCAGUCGGCUCCCUCGAGGCGGGUUUUUUUUUGUCUCCAACUGGAUUUUCUUUGAUAACACGAGAAGAUAAGUAAGUUUGAGAAAGUGUAUAUACACACACAUUGGAUACAAUUUGUUCAUUUGUUUUCGAUUCGAAGAGACCCAAUUGAAGAUAAUACAUAAUUGAAUUAAAUUGCUGGGAGAUGGAUCUGAAUAAACGAGGAUUUGUUGUUUUAGUUAUUGGGUUUGUUGUUCUUCUUGAAUUAUGUUUGUUGGCAUCAGCCAAUGUGGUUUUCCAGGUUCAGCAUAAGUUUGCUGGCAACAAACGGUCUUUGACUCAAUUCAAAGCUCAUGAUUCCGACCGUCAUCGGAGGAUUCUCUCAGCCGUUGACCUUCCCAUCGGCGGCGACGGCAGCCCCACCUCAGCAGCGCUCUAUUUCACUAAGAUUCAGAUUGGGACUCCACCGAAGGAUUAUCAUGUGCAAGUUGAUACAGGAAGUGACCUUUUAUGGGUGAACUGUGCUGGAUGUCAAAAAUGCCCCAAGAAAAGUGACCUUGGAAUAUCACUUGCACUAUACAAUCCACAAGCUUCCUCAACUGCAAAAAAGAUUAACUGUGAUCAAGAAAUUUGCGUUACCACACUGAGUGGCCCUAAUGAUGACUGUAGGGUCGGAAUGUACUGUUCAUAUCAAGUUACAUAUGGAGAUGGGAGUUCCACCAUGGGAUAUUUUGUUAGAGACACCAUACAACUUGACCGAGCUUCUGGAGACCUUCAAACCACAUUCAUGAAUGGCAGUAUUGCAUUCGGGUGCGGAUCACAACAAUCAGGGGAGUUGGGUUCAUCAGAACAAGCACUAGAUGGGAUACUAGGGUUUGGGCAAGCAAAUUCUUCCAUGCUUUCACAGCUUGCCUCUGCUAAAAAGGUCAAAAAGGUCUUUUCACAUUGCUUGGAUGGCUCUAAAGGAGGAGGCAUAUUUGCUAUUGGGGAAGUUGUACAACCGAAAGUACAGACAACACCAAUGAUUCCAGAGGCGCAUUAUAAUGUUGAAUUGAAGGCAGUUGAGGUAGGUGGUGAUGUUCUACAGCUUCCAACAGAUAUAUUUGAUGUUGGAGCAAAGAGAGGAACAAUCAUUGAUAGUGGUACGACUUUGGCUUAUCUACCUGAUUUGGUUUACAAGCAAGUUUUACAAAAGAUCGAUGCUGCACUACCUGAUAUAAAGAGUCACAUUGUUGAUCAACAGUUCACAUGCUACAAGUACCCUGGAAAUGUGGAUAAGGGUUUUCCAGAUGUGAUAUUUCACUUUGAAAAUUCACUUUCUUUGAAAGUUUAUCCCAACCAAUACCUCUUUGAAGUCGAGGAUCAAGACUGGUGUGUUGGGUUUCAGGACAGUGACUUGCAAUCAAAGGAUGGAAAAGAAAUAACUUUGUUGGGAGACCUUGUAUUGACAGAUAAGUUGGUGACAUACGAUCUGGAAAAAAAGACAAUUGGAUGGAUCGAGUAUAACUGCUCUUCAAGCAUCAAUGUGAAAGAUGAGGAAUCAGGGAAAGUUUAUUUGGUGGGUGCACAUAAUCUGUCUCAUUCAGAAAAAAAAUGGUUACUUGAGAUCGAUGGAGGAAUAAGGAAGAACGACCGGAAGCUGCUUGAGGGUCGAAAAGAGAUGAAUACAGAAGGGAAAAUGGUGGUUGUCGCCGGUUCUUCUUCUCCGCUGAACAGUGCCGACGGUCCUGUUUGCGAUCGAUCGGAGGCUUGCUUCAGCAGGCCAUGGCGGCGGUUUGGUAGUUAUUGGGUCGGUCUGCCAUUAAAAUGGAAGGAAGACGAGAGGUUGGGCUGA